Spizellomyces punctatus DAOM BR117 is the source of this 1296-nucleotide messenger RNA. RefSeq lists its product as uncharacterized. Gene Ontology annotation, biological process: protein dephosphorylation. The coding region runs from base 239 to 1189 and encodes 316 amino acids. Gene Ontology annotation, molecular function: cation binding; protein serine/threonine phosphatase activity. The record is from RefSeq and is a predicted model, not a curated record. The transcript is spliced from 6 exons. NCBI's taxonomy places the organism in Eukaryota, Fungi, Chytridiomycota, Chytridiomycetes, Spizellomycetales, Spizellomycetaceae.
ACGACUGCUGAACUUGGAAUUGAUUUGCGAUAGAUCUUGGCUGUUCAUUGGCGGAAGGCUGCCUAAUGUGAAUAUUUUUCUCCAAGGCUUUUCUGUGAAGGGGGUCCAUAUGGCUCACAAGUCCGGCUUGUGCAUGGGCUUGCUGGCUGCGUUGCGUAAUAAUUCUGUGACUACUCUUACCUAGGAUGAAUUGAAAUUGAGCCAAACUGCCUGUAAUUUGGUGAAAUCUAUUUUACGGAUGCUGGAAGGCAACCAGUCUAACGCUGAAGGCAAGGACAAAAUCACAGUCAUUGAUGCCGGCGCUGCUUCGGUGCAAGGCCGUCGUCCACAUCAAGAAGACCGGUAUACUAUUAUCCCGCCCACAGCUGUCCCUGGCUCCCAGCGCAAGGUGGCAUUUUAUGCGAUCUUUGACGGACAUGGCGGCACAACGGCUGCAGAACAUGCUCGCACCCAUCUGCACAGAAUUCUAGCUCUCCUUCCCGAAUUUCAAAAGGGAAAGUACGAAGAAGCUAUCCGCAUAGCGUUCCGUAGAGAGGAUGAAGAGCUUUUCAAUACCCUCGUCUUAGAAAGGGGCCAAAAGAAGGGUGGUACAACUGCCGUCAUCUCCAUUGUCGAUGUGACAGCAGCGCUUCUUGUCGUUGGAAAUCUGGGCGACGCUCGGGCAGUUUUAGGUAUUUUAGAUGAUAGGAAGCAUUCCGGGUAUAGAGCGGAACGGUUAACAAAGGAUCAUAAGCCCACUGAACCAGAAGAAAUGGCAAGAAUUGCGGAGGUUGGAGGAGAAGUCAAUCCUGCCUCUGGGAGAAUUGGAGCCGUAAAUAUAUCUCGCGCAUUGGGAGAUUUCCGAUACAAGCUGCCUCUGACUCGGACUGAUCAGAACGAUCCCCUUGUGUCUGAAGCUGUCCGUCCAGGGGCCAACGUCAAAGACGAUUUCGUGUCCGUUGAGCCACACAUCACGAGUAAACACCUUGACCCAGCAGUACAUCAUUUGCUCGUGCUGGCUAGCGAUGGAGUGUGGAAUGAAAUGAAAGAUCAAACUGUCAUUGAUCUCGUUGCCGCUGGAAGGCAGAAAGGAUGGGACGCACAUACAAUUGCAAAAGCGAUUGUGAAAACUACAGAGAAAAACCUGUACAGCGAUAAUGCAACGUGUAUCGUGGUGAUUUUUGGGAAGCCGAGGCCAGUGGAGGAGUGAGAAUGACGGAAGCCUGCAGUCCUCUUUUGUCAAAAUGCGCAAGUAUAUAGUGUGCUAGUUCCUGCGGCAUUGCGGUCAUUUGAAUAAACCCCAUGAUCAUGAAGAUG